GCGCCGGGUGGGGGGGGCGCGAGACCGCUCACCUGACCAGCGCCCUCCAUCCGGCUAGGUACUGCGACAACGCCACAUCCCCUUCGGGGUUCAGACUGGCGCGGAACGGCCACAUCACGCGGCCCACCACCCCCUGGGGGCCCACACAUUGAGGCUCUUCCCACUCGGGGGCCUCCAGGGGACCUGACUGCCGCGGGACCUGGGGGCAGACACGGGCGGAAGGGGGCGGGAGGAGAACCCCUAGCCUGCGGGGCCUCGUUCGCCCCGCAGCCCAGUGGGGCCCUGCAGAAAUGAGUCCUACGGCUGGCGUCUCUCCUGCUGUACUCGGCCUCGGACGGGAGAGGGGACGCGCCGCCUGUCACCAGAUCCUCAGCCUGGCCCCUCUGCCCCCGAUCGGGGCCCCACCCGGAGCUCCCGGUCCCAGCCCCGUGCCGAGCAUACCUGGACAGGCGAUGUUCCCUCGGGAAUGCACGACUGUGUCCCCGAUCUGCAGCCUGAGAGGGCGCCUGGGGAGGGGCGAGACCCAGCGGUGAGGGCGCGAGGAGGGGGUCUAGGUUCCCAGCGCUUGGCUUCCCGGGUCCUCCCAGAGCCGAGGGAAGGGACCACUCACGAAAGCUCCAAGCGCAGAGAUAAAGAAGCAGCAGCAAGAGGAGCGCGAGAGAAAUCGCGUGGCGGACCCAGCGCCGCGAGGCCAGCGGAAGCAGCGCGACCCCCACGGCCGCUGCGGGGGCCAUCGCCCCCUCUCCAGCCCCAAGCCAGCCCUUGUCCCUCCGCCUCGGGAGAAGCCUGCGGGGCCCUAAGUUGUUAAGGGUUAAUAAUUAACCUACUAAGGCCCCUUCCCCUGUGCUCUUUGCCCCAGAGGGCAGCAUCCCAGCGGAGAACAGGAUGAAGAAGAUUUGGGGGGGGGGCGAUUCAGCAGCAACCACUUGUCUCCGCGCUUGCCUUAUGUGUAGGGCCAGGCUGUGUAAGAGGGAAGAGGGGCUGGGGUGAGAACCGGCUCCCCCACCCAGCAGUGGGUGUGGGCCCUACGCUUACUGGACUUGAAUUCCCGCCGCCGUAAAUUGAGGACAAUAAAUAAUAGGUACUUUGUCGAUCUCAUCCGAGGGUUAGCUGAUAUCGUAUGUGCAAACACUGUACAUGGAAAAGCUGACCACAAUUGCUCCAUAACUCUUAACCUAUGAAGUUCAAACAUAGGGCAACUGGGAUCCAGGAAGCACCCACUUUUAAAUUCACAACCCUGUCUUCAGGGGACCUGUCUUGAUCUGGAUGCUUUGUAUGUUAGGCUUUAACUGUUUACAUUUUUGUGGUUUAAUUCCUUUUAAACUCCAGAUUGGUUCUGGUUCUCUGGUUAUUCAUUUUCUUGCGUGUGUGAUUUUAUUUUUUUUUAAGUAAUCUCUAUGCCCAACGUGGGAUGAACUCAUGGCCCGAAGAUCAAGGGUUGCAUGCUCUACGGACUGAGCCAGGCAAGCACGCCCCCCACAUUAUUCUUCAAACCAAACUUUAGUAACUAUUUCUGCAUCCAGGCCCUGUACUAGGCCUCAAGGAGACAAAAGAACCUUCACACAGCUCAAGGUCCAUUGGAAAAUGUACCUUCUGUCUCCCCCACACAGAUGUGGGCUCCAAUGAAGACAGGGGCCUUGUUUUUCCCGGUUGCUGUUCUAUUUGCAGCACUUAGAAUAUUGCCUGGGCCCAAAUACAUUGUUGCUAUAUAAAUAUAUAUUGAAUAAACACAGGAAAGUGUGGAGAGCGGGCAAAUCGGGUGGUGUGCCCUGUGAUAGAUGAGCCAUUCUUUUUUCUUCCCAAAUUAGGAGUCCACCUGGUGGUCAUAGCUAGGAAAACAUUCAGGGGAAGGACCCAGGAAACGCCAGAAGAAACAGCAUCUCUUGCUCCUAGGGCGUUCUCAAUCCCCUGUCCAUAAACUUCCUAGAAUUGUUCCUGUCUGUGUAUACUUUCUUCUCAGGGGAAGGGGUACCCCAGAUUCUCUGGGAGUCAGGGCCCCAACCCCUAUGAAGAUCCUUUCUAGCUCCCACAGUUUCUGGAUUCUUGCCCCAUCUCUCCCUCUAAUGCUCCCUCAAAUCCUGGAGGUCCCUAAGGUUGCUGCUGACCAAUCCUGUCCAGCAUUUCAGAGCAUCACUUCCAUCCCUAGACUUAGGCUCUCCACUUCCCAGUGUAGGAGCUGGGAGUUUGCCAGCUUGCUGACCUUGACCUUAGACAAGUUGCUUGCCAUUUCUAAACCCUGGUUCCAACACCUGCGGAAUAGAAAGGGUAAUCCCCACCUCCUAUACUAGUUAUGAGGAUUGAAUAACAAGGCCUGCAGGACUUAACCACAAGUCACAGCCUGGAGUAAAUGUUCAGCAGGGGGUGGUUUAUUCAAAUGGUCAGUUCUCUUUGUCUUCCCGAGCAGAGAAUGGAGUCUGCAGGGUUCCCGGAACGGAUUAGUUUCGGGUGUCACUUAAUCCGGGAGGCCCUUCCGUAAUCAGAGCCUUCAGAGCAGCAGAGGGGGGUAUAAAUUGCGAACGGGGCCCAGCUCACAGGCUGCAGGAUGGAGAGGGGGGCCAGAGCCCAGCUGUGGCUCCUGCUGUGGGUUACCUGCUGCGGACACGCACAAGCCCACCACCCGAGUGACUACACUUCGGUCAUCGAAGUGACCAAUGGGGGUCCUUGGGGCGACUGGGCCCAGCCUGAGAUGUGUCCUGAUGGAUCCUUUGCCAGCGGGUUCUCGCUCAAGGAGGAGACCCCCCAAGGCAUUCCUGGCGACGACACUGCUUUGAACGGGAUCCGACUGCACUGCUCAGGCGGGAACGCGGAGAGCAACACGCACGUGGUGGAGUCCCAGUCUGGAAGGUGGGGCACGUGGAGUGAGCCCCUGUGGUGCCCCAGCGGUGGCUUCCUCGUGGCUUUCUCACUGCGCGUGGAGGCCCCCAAGACCCUUGUGGACAACACGGCGGCCAACAACGUACGCUUCCGCUGCUCAGACCACACGGAGCUGGAGGGGCCCGGCCUGGCCUGGGGCAACUUUGGAGAAUGGAGUAAGCCCUGCCCCAAAGGCAUGUGCGGUUUGCAGACCAAGGUGGAGCGGCCGAGGGGCCUCCUGGAUGACACCGCCCUGAACGACGUGCGCUUUUUCUGCUGCCACAAUUAACGAGGGCGCCCGCCCCGGGGCCAAUCCCACCGCUCGCUAUUAAAGCUUCUCUGUCUUGGC
Molecule: messenger RNA, 3202 nt
Organism: Callorhinus ursinus (northern fur seal)
Lineage: Eukaryota; Metazoa; Chordata; Mammalia; Carnivora; Otariidae
Gene: VMO1
Product: vitelline membrane outer layer 1 homolog
Source: RefSeq, a predicted model, not a curated record